GAAGCUGGUUGGGGAACGAGAGCGCACGUAGAGACUAUCGUUCUGGCUUAACUUCGUGGGGGUACAAAUCGAAAAGCUUUUAACGAUUAAAAAUGGCUACCACUUCCACGGAUGGCACGGAUCAGGAAUCCUCUCCUUCAGGCGAUCAAAAUCGAACUCUGGAAACUGAGAAAAGCGAACAGAAAGCAGAGGGCCUCGCCUCGGAACAGGAACCGGUUGGAAACGACACUGUAAAAAUGGACGUGAACGGUGGACAAGAAGGAGCAACAGAGGAGGACGAGAAACCAUCGCCCGUACCCGAAGUCUGCCCAGAAACUACACCAACAGCUGUCAUCGCUAAGGAAGAAAGCGAUGUGGUAAAUGAUAUGGAUUGUGACCUUGCGGAAUCCGGUAAAAGUCCGGAGCAGAGAAGCCAUGCGAGCUGCAACGGCACCGGGGACGGGACGGGGGAGCCGAAACAAGAACAAAGGGAAGAGAACGUGUCCUCUCCCAGCGACUGCAUGAAGAGUAAAGCCGAUGAUUGCACGGAUAAAACCGAUCAUGGCAUAAAGAGACGAGCCAGCGUAGAAAUGUCUUCGUCCGACGGAGAGCCUUUGAGUAGAAUGGAUUCAGAAGACAGUAUCAGCAGCACUCUGAUGGACCUGGAGAGCACGGCGUCCAGCGGCCGCUCCACGCCGGCGAUGAUGAACGGGCACGGUGGCGCGGCGGUCCCCGCCCCCAAGGGCUCGUCGUCGUCGUCCUACCCGUGCUGCUGGGACCAGUGCCACAUGCUGUACAGCAGCAGCCCCGACCUGGCCGAGCACAUCCGCGGCACGCACGUGGACGGCCAACGAGGAGGGGUGUUUGUGUGCCUUUGGAAAGGCUGUAAGGUGUACAACACGCCCUCCACCAGCCAGAGCUGGCUUCAGAGACACAUGCUAUCCCACAGCGGAGACAAGCCCUUCAAGUGUGUGGUUGGAGGCUGCAAUGCCACCUUUGCCUCCCAGGGGGGGCUAGCGCGCCACGUGCCCACCCACUUCAGUCAGCAGAACUCCUCCAAGAUGUCCAGCCAGGCCAAGCUGAAGGAGGAGUCGCCCUCCAAAGCAGGCAUCAACAAGCGGAGGAAGCUGAAGAACAAACGUCGACGCUCGCUGCUUUCUGUCCUUCCCGCAGCGCGGCCACACGACUUCUUCGACGCCCAGACGAUGGACGCCAUCCGGCACCGGGCCAUCUGCCUCAACCUGGCCACCCACAUCGAGAGCCUGGGCAACGGCCACAGCGUGGUCUUCCACAGCACGGUGAUCGCCAGGAGGAAAGAGGAUUCUGGGAAGGUGAAGGUUCUCCUGCACUGGACUCCUGAGGACAUCUUGCCGGACGUGUGGGUGAGCGAGAGCGACCGGCCGCAGCUCAAGACCAAAGUGGUGCACCUCUCCCAGCUGCCGCAGGACACCGCCGUGCUGCUGGACCCCAACAUCUACAGGAUGUUCUUCUAGGCCCGGUGGGAGGCCCGUGUCGUGUCCUGCUGAUGUCCAUGGUGUGACGUGAAUGACCAGAACAGUCCAGACAGGAGGGUGUCUCUUUUUCGUUUGUUUCGUUUUUGUUUGUUUGACUUUUUGUUGUGUUUUGAUUCCCUCCCUCCUCUGUUCUAUUUCUUUUUUUUUUUUUUUUUUACAUUUCUGUGUCAAUCUUUUCUUUUUAGUUUGCCAAAGUAUGCAGUGACUUUAUUUUGAGGGUUUCCUUAAAACUAUGAAACAAAAAAAAAACGUAUCUGGUGCUGAAGUUUUGUCAAGAGGUUGUCUUUUUUUGAAUAUGUUUUUUUCCUCUGUAGAACACAUAGGAUUGAGAAAGCGUUUUUUGCUUUUCCUACACAAUGAAUUCUUAUGUAGAGCUUUGUAUUUGUAGAAAAACUUGUCACUGUAAAUAUUCCUGGAGAUUUGUAAUAUAUUUUUAUACCAUGAAAAUUUUACUGUACUGUACUUCUACUGUAGAUAGUUAAAUCUCAUGACCUGUUCUCUCCUCUCUCUUUUCUUUCCGAAUUUUGAAGAAAAGCUAUUUGUACAUAAUGUGAUGAUAAAGUAGACUUGACACAUCCUGUUUAUAGCUAGAGCUUUUCUCUCGUCCCUCGGCGCAGUAAGUUAAAAAGGCAAGAUUAAGUGACCUCUCCCUCUCGCUCACCUCAAUCCUGUAAUUGUGAAGCACUGGUUGGUGCCACCCCUGUGAUGGUUCCGCAUCUGAUGAUGAAGCAGAUCGGCGGAGACAGGUGGAGCACCACCAUCAGGCCAAUUCUAUCAUAUUCGACAUAUAUGUGUUUUGUUUUUCUGUGUGUGUGUGUGUGUGUGUGUGUGUGUGUGUGUGUCCAUGUAUAUGGCUGUGCCUGGAUCACACACGAUGGCAGUAUUAAGCUCCGAUCUCUGUGGCGCGGAGAGGGAAGCGGUUGUAUGUGGGAAGAGGCUUUGCAUAGAAAUGUCAGCCGUGAGAAUAGCUGUGCUUCUUAGUCUCCCGAGUCGUGAGCACUUCACGUCUUGUCUUAACGUUGCGUAAGAUGGGAUCUCUAACUCUGUUUUUUUGUAAUAAAAUGGAAUAUUAAUUUUAAAACGCCA
Sardina pilchardus (European sardine) is the source of this 2579-nucleotide messenger RNA. RefSeq names its product AE binding protein 2 (gene aebp2). Gene Ontology annotation, cellular component: ESC/E(Z) complex. The record is from RefSeq and is a predicted model, not a curated record. The transcript has 8 exons. Lineage: Eukaryota; Metazoa; Chordata; Actinopteri; Clupeiformes; Clupeidae. The coding region runs from base 93 to 1472 and encodes 459 amino acids. Gene Ontology annotation, biological process: regulation of transcription by RNA polymerase II.